Molecule: messenger RNA, 2763 nt
Organism: Vespa crabro (European hornet)
Lineage: Eukaryota; Metazoa; Arthropoda; Insecta; Hymenoptera; Vespidae
Product: polypeptide N-acetylgalactosaminyltransferase 3-like
Exons: 11
Coding region: 281-2104 (607 amino acids)
Cellular component (GO): Golgi apparatus
Source: RefSeq, a predicted model, not a curated record
GGAAUCUUGAAAUCGAGAAAUUUUGUGUCGUGCAUAAAAGGAUAACUUGUCAGAUGACACAAUAUCUAUUCAAAAUGAUAUGAUUGUAAUGACCUGACCUAAUCAUUAAAAGAAGGAUGAUAAGGGAAAUUAUGUUCUGAUAAAUUUACACAAUUUAUAUCUAUAUAUAUAUAUAUAUUCUCAUGUAGAAUAUCAAAAAGAGAAGCCGCAUGAAUAAUUUAAUCAGUAAUACAUUAUCAAUCUCAAGCUGAUAAUAAAUAAUGAUCAUUUGAUCUACAAUAUGCUACCAAGAUUAAGAAAAAUAUGUCGUUUUUAUAUGAUAGUCAUUACAAUUAUAAUUGUUAUUGGAAUAUUUAUAGUUUGGUCAAAAAGCAAAGAGAAAUCUAAAGGAAUUAGAUCUAAUGAUAUUGUUUCCUUGAAAUUUAUAAAUGAUCGACAAGAUUAUUUAGAUCGUCGGGGUAUCCAUGUGGUGGUAGGUCGUUACAUAGGAGAUUCUGUAGAUCCAUUGAAAACUCCAAAUAUUACAAAAGAUAUUAUUAAUAAAAAUAUGUUUGAUCCCCGUCCGUUUGAAGGUAGAAAUGGAGAACCAGUUAUAAUAUCAUCUAAACAUUUCAUCAAAAUGCAACAGCUCUAUCAAAUAAAUCGUUUCAAUUUAAUGGCUAGUGAUAGAAUACCAUUAAAUCGUUCUUUACCCGAUGUAAGAAAAAAGAGAUGUAUUACAAGGUAUAUGAAUUUAGUCGAUCUUCCUAGAACGUCAAUAAUUAUAGUAUUUCAUAAUGAAGCAUGGAGUACAUUAUUGAGAACAGUUCAUAGUGUUAUUAAUAGAUCAUCUAAAAAAUUAUUAAAAGAAAUAAUACUCGUUGAUGAUGACAGUGAUAGAGAAUUUUUAAAAGGACCAUUGGACGAAUAUGUAAGGACAUUGAGCGUUUCAACUAAAGUAUUACGUUCAGAAAAACGUAUAGGUUUGAUUAAUGCUAGACUUUUAGGAGCAAAGGAAGCCAAAGGUGAAGUACUCACUUUUCUUGAUGCCCAUUGCGAAUGUACGGUUGGAUGGUUGGAACCAUUGUUAGAAGCUGUAGCAAAGAACAGAACUCGUGUAGUAUCACCUGUUAUCGACAUUAUCAAUGACGAUACGUUUAGUUAUACACGAUCAUUGGAAUUACAUUGGGGAGCGUUCAAUUGGGAUUUGCAUUUUCGUUGGUUAGCACUGAAUGGUCGACUUUUAAAAGAAAGACGUGAGAACAUGGUAGAACCAUUUAGAACACCCGCCAUGGCAGGUGGAUUAUUUUCAAUGAAUAGAGAUUAUUUUUUUGAAUUGGGUAGUUACGACGAUCAAAUGCGCAUUUGGGGUGGUGAAAAUUUAGAACUGUCCUUUCGUGUCUGGCAAUGCGGCGGUAGCAUAGAAAUUGCUCCUUGUUCGCACGUCGGCCAUUUAUUUCGAAAAUCAUCACCAUAUACAUUCCCUGGUGGGGUUGGUGAAAUACUCUAUGGGAAUCUUGCCAGAGUAGCUUUGGUAUGGAUGGACGAGUGGGCCGAAUUUUAUUUCAAAUUUAAUCCCGAGGCAGCCAGAUUAAGGGACAAACAACAAGUUAGAUCGAGAUUAGCUUUGCGUGAAAAAUUACGAUGUAAGAAUUUCGAAUGGUAUUUGGACAACGUUUGGCCUGAACAUUUUUUUCCAAAGGAUAAUCGAUUUUUCGGCAAGAUCGUACACGUGAUUACAAGGAAAUGCAUCAUGCGUCCUCUGUCAAAAGCUUCGUACUCUCAGCCUUCGGCAUAUGCCGUUCUUGAGCCGUGCGUGUCACGUUCGAUUCUUGCUCAAAUGUUCAUCAUGACUAAAACUGGCGUUGUAAUGACGGACGAAAGUGUUUGCUUGGAUGCACCUGAACGCGAUACAUUACAUACAAGGCCAAGAGUAAAAAUAAUGGCCUGUAAUGGUCUCGAUAAACAAAAAUGGCGAUACGACGAAAAGAAAAGAAUAAUUUUACAUAAGUCUUCCGAAAUGUGUCUUCAAUAUGUGGCCGAUACAAAGGAGGGUCUUGUGAUAGCAGAUUGCAAUGGAAACGUCGAACAGCAAUGGUCAUUAGAAUCCGUCCCGUGGAAAUAAUCAUCAGUAUUUUUUCUUUUUUUUCUUUCUUUCUUUUUUUUCGUAACAUUAAUUAUUACAACGUAAUUUCCCUUUUAAUCGACGUAAACUAACUUAUAAAAAUAAUCGAAUCCUCUUUCGAUAAUAUUUUUAAUUUCAUCAAAAGUUAUUUUUUUUUUUUUUUCUUUCCCCACUAAUAACUUCAAGCUAUUAAUAUGACUGACUUUUUUUUUUUAUAAGAAAAGAAAAAGAAGAAAAAAAAAAUAUAUAUAUAUAUAUAGUUAAAAUGAUUUCGAAAGUACAGAUACAAAAUAAUAUAACAUGUCUAUUAAUAUUAAUGUAGACUACUAUUUUUCAAAUUUAAUUAGAAGAAAAAGAAGAAGAAGAAGAUCUAUCGAUUUUGAAGGUUUUCAAAAUAAUAAAUAUACACAAUAUACAUCAUGAUUAACUAUCGAGAAUUAAGAAAUACGAAUGUGUUAUGUUUACCAUUUAUAAAAAAGAAAAAAAAGAAAAAAAAAGGAAAAGAAACAGAAACAGGACAUUUCCGUGUCAUCGAGUUAUAGCAUCUCACUUAAGAUAAGUGUGUGUGUAACAUUUCAAGAUAGCAAUUAACGAUGUUUCUUUCAUUACCAUAAAAGAGAUACUCAUUUGGCAUUUAUAAAUAUACCUCAUUAGAAUAA